Molecule: messenger RNA, 1429 nt
Organism: Camelina sativa (false flax)
Lineage: Eukaryota; Viridiplantae; Streptophyta; Magnoliopsida; Brassicales; Brassicaceae
Source: RefSeq, a predicted model, not a curated record
AGCUUAUCAUUCUUCAUUAGAGAAGCUUGAAGCUCCUUCACCAGACGCAUGAGAUCCGAAUCGUCUUCUCCAUUUGACUAAGUUAGAAGAUCCUCUGGGUCCGCAAAUAAGUCACAGCCCAGCCAUGGAUCGAUCACUCUUAAACACACACGCUAAACUCGUGGCGCGUGACAUCCACUGCCUGACACAGUCGCCUACGGAACCCAACUCUUUCUCCCUAGUUGGCGGCAGCGCGUUCGUCUCACACGUAGAGACAGUGGGCACAAUCGUCUCUCGCGACCUGACCCCUAAGUUCCUAAAGUUCGACGUCGACGAUGGCACAGGCUGCGUCACGUGCAUCCUCUGGCUCAACCAGCUCUCGUCUUCUUACUUCUCCCGGUGGGAUCCAGCCACGAUUCUGCUCCUCACAAGGGCUGCGCGGAAACAAGCCGCAAAGAUCAGAAUCGGAGCCGUGGCUCGUGUUCGCGGUCGCGUUGGCUCGUAUAGAGGAGUGAUGCAGAUCACGGCUACUGUUGUGGUGGUCGAGAGAGACCCGAACGCGGAGAUCUUGCACUGGUUGGAGUGUUUAAGGCUCCGUCCAAGUUAUCGCAUUCAAAGUUAAUUAACUCUUCUUCUUUUUUUGGUUCAAGUCAAUCAAUAGUUAAUUAAGAGAGAUUAUUACAAGUGUCAACCCCAACUCAUGAAGCAACCAGUUUGCAAGCUUGGAUUGAUCAUAUAUACUUGAAUAUUGUGGCAAUUUUAAAUUGAGAAUGGAAGGGUAGAUUAAAACUAAAUUAUUUUCAUUAUCAACCAUAUCAGCACCUUCGACUGACACAAGUUUUUUUUUCUUCUCUAAACUGUGUCAACUACAUUGAUAUAUGCAUAUGCAGUCAAUUGUAUGAUACAAUACUUCUCUAAAUUGUCGAUGAGUCUUAUUUUCCUCUAUAUUCUUUAAAUAGAAACUGAAAAUGAUCAGAACCAACAAACAUUUUUACAAACCUAUUGGGAGCAUGUGACCAUCUGCCAUGGCGUGUCUUGAAUAGCUUUCAAGCGUGUUGUGGUGAUUACUGUUUUGGGUAGGUAUAAGCAAGUGUUGGGCAUACCUUGAGUGUGUAUGUGGUGCAUGUCUCAUAUAUAGUAACCUGACAUAAUCAAUAAUAGCUUUUUUUCCUUUCGGUCUUGGAACAUCCGAACAUGUCAUGCAUGUCUUCUUCAUCUCGAGUCUUGUGAUCAUCAUCAUCAUGGAUAAUUUAAUUGAGCUGCUGCAUCUUAACUCGUGGAUCUUGAGGAUAGAUUAUGCGGAGCUAACCGAUCUUGGUUUUGCAACGUACGUACGUAUACAUGACAUUUUUGGUUUUCGUUCCUUAGAUUAUGCCACCACCACAUCCUCUUCCCCUGCUGCUACCGAAGCCUCCUACACUGCGUCCUCCACCGCCUACUUUUCGGAUAA